Messenger RNA from Paramisgurnus dabryanus, 1390 nucleotides. RefSeq lists its product as uncharacterized. Lineage: Eukaryota; Metazoa; Chordata; Actinopteri; Cypriniformes; Cobitidae. The record is from RefSeq and is a predicted model, not a curated record.
CACGCCCCUCACCUCCACUCCAAACAUUACAACACAAUCUACAAUUCCCACCAUCCACAGUACAUCCACUAUCCCUCCAACACACACCACUACCCUAACCUUCAGUACUGUUGUAGACAAUACCACAUAUACGCUUCACUCCACAUCUAUAAACUCAACCUCAACACCCUUUAACAACACAAUGCACCCUAGCACCAAUGAAACCCAGUCACCAGAGAACAUGGCAAUCACUGGCGGUGCAAUCACUGCAGCCCCCAACGACACCAACACCACCAGCAGUAGCACACCCAAUGACACGUCAACAUCAAUGCACAACACGGUCAAUAGUAUCUCCACUGUCAGCUCUAGUAUUUCGACCGUAAGCUCCAUUUCAACAGAUUCACCCACUAAAGCUCCUGCCGUGGUUCCUGACUGGGGCAUCGCUCUGUUAGUGUUGGCAGCCAUAAGUCUCCUACUUCUCAUCAUUCUUCUGAUCAUUCUGCUGGUGAUGUGCUGCUGUAAGAAGAACCGAAGAACUUUUGUGAAAGAAUCAGAAGCGAUAACUCCAACCAUGUACUUCAAUCCAGACAUCCCCAUGUACUCAACACACAGCAUCAUUGAAUCAGCCAAUGGCAAACAAGUGGACGUCAGAGAAAAACCUCCAGCAAAUCGGACAGGAAUGUACGUGGUGAACAAGUAAAGGACACUGGAGACCUGACCCACCCCACCACUACUCCAAUGUGUGAUAAGCAAGGCAUAACUGCGAAAAUCUCUAAAGGACGAUCUAUGACCAGGGAUAUGACUAUUCAUGCCAUUUUAUUACACUUAGGCCUACUAGAAAUUAUUUUCUGAACAAAACCUCAGUUUACUUUGUUACUGUAUACGUUUAUUGUUGUUGUUGUUUUAACAUGGAUGAAUAAUAGAUGUGUGCUGUAUUAUUAAUGGUUUGGCGAAAUUAAAAUGAUUUCCGAAUUGCAGUGGACGUAUAGUUUUAAAGCAACACUAAAGAACUCUGGCUCUUUGCUCCCCCUACAGGUUAGAAGCGUAAUUGUUCAUUACCACUGUCAUAAAUACUGAGGCAUAGCUGGCUCUGAUUGGAUUGUAGGUCUGCCGUAAAGCAAGUUUUUGUAGUAUUCACUCGGACUACAGGACCACUACCCGACGUUUGGAAACUUCUUUAGUGCGGUUUUGGUCGAUAGAGGGCUGCAAAGCGAAUGUGAAAGUGCUGUUCACCCUGUUUAGAGUGGAUGAACGACUGAAACUGUUUUGGAAGCGUUAUUUUAAGGUAAAAAAAACUCUUUGGUGUUGCUUUAAAAAAGCCAUUUUGUUGUUCAAUAAAAUCAUGUGAAAAAAUAUUGUAUAUGAAUUAGUUCAAAGCAAAAUUGAAGUAUGUAAUUCGUUCAAUUCUGUA